AAAACUGUGAUAUGUGCAUGCAUCUUUGCACAGAGCUCAAAUGAGCGCUGCAACACACUCCAGUGCAUCUUCAGUCUAUUUUUGCACUCAACUGGCACCCCGCAAAGAGUGAUAGAGGCACUCGCACACACCAGUAUCUCCAUCAGCACACAAUCCAUUGCAGCAGCUGUAAGAUCCUUGUCAAAAGAAGCGAAUGCUCAAAUCAAACAAGCCGUAUGGACAUUGACAACAGCACUUGCCUAUGACAACUUUGACAUCGAUUUCAAGACUGCACAGCCCACAAUCGAGCACCAGUCCCAAUUCAUUAGUUUGACUUCUGCAACCACAAUACCUUUGUAUGGUAUUAAUAACCCUGUGGUCCUUCAGUGCUCACAUGAGAUAUGGCAGAAUGAAUCAAGCGGCCUAGUUAGAGCAUCCCUGGCUGCCGGGAAACUCACCACAAAGGAUCUGCGCAUUUUUCAUCAAGAAAACUCUUAUGGGACAAUCCCACCAGGGAAACAUCUAUCUCCAUGCGAGGAGAACUUUGCCUGGCAUGUUCGUGACAUCCUGCUCAACCACGGCAAGUAUUUCGACUUCCUAAAACAUCACCAUGACGAUCUGGUUGUUAUCAAUGCCAUCCCACUGCACAAGACAAGACAAGUACCUUGCCAAGCAAUGCCCAUCAAACAGUCAACAACUGAUGGAAAUAUCAAGGUUAUGGAC
Suillus subalutaceus is the source of this 702-nucleotide messenger RNA. RefSeq lists its product as uncharacterized. The annotation marks the transcript as partial. The transcript has a single exon. NCBI's taxonomy places the organism in Eukaryota, Fungi, Basidiomycota, Agaricomycetes, Boletales, Suillaceae. The record is from RefSeq and is a predicted model, not a curated record.